This is a messenger RNA of Erigeron canadensis, 981 nucleotides long. RefSeq lists its product as uncharacterized. Lineage: Eukaryota; Viridiplantae; Streptophyta; Magnoliopsida; Asterales; Asteraceae. The coding region runs from base 1 to 981 and encodes 326 amino acids. The transcript has 8 exons. The record is from RefSeq and is a predicted model, not a curated record.
AUGUGUAGUGGUCAGAAAAUUUCAUGUGCUUUAUGGGACUCUUAUGCUGUGAAGAUGAACAAACACAUAUCAGAAAAUAAUUCUGAUUCACCUGUUGUCGUCUUUCUACAGAUGGCCAAGUUGAAAGAGUGGGGUGGAAUGCCUCAAGUCAGUAACCGUUUGUUUGGCACCAGACUACAUAUCAAUGAUGCCGUCGGUCCUAUUGUAAGCUUUCAAGAAAGGUUGAAGGAUAUGGAUAUGGCUGGUGAAUCUUCCAACAGGACAACACAGCUUACUGCCACCACUGUUGUGGCAAAACCUGCUGAUUACUACCUUCAAUACCAAAUUGCUACCAUUGAUGAGAUUCCUGACCAUAACAAGGAAAUUGGUUUAACUAUCGUUGGAACUAUUAUCAAUAUUCAAGUUGAAGAAGGUUGGUAUUACUGGGCAUGUCGUCCUUGUGACAAGAUUGUUACACGAAAUGAUGUAGCUGUUGAUGGUCAUCCUUUUAAUUGUGGAAAAUGUGGUGAUGUUUCAGAUGUAUUUGGAAAGGUGAGAGUCAUCAUCCGAGUGCAAGAUUCAACUGGCUCAUCAUCGUUUGUUUUAUUUGGUCGUCUUAUUCAGAAACUGAUCAACCGUAGCGAAGCGUGGCUAAUGGAUAAGAUAGCCAAGGAUCAAGGCAAACAAAUUGUGCCCGAGGAGAUUAACAUGCUGCUCAACAGGAGUGUGAUUGAUGAUAUUUCCAAACGCGCCCAUGCAAAUGAAGAAGGGCAUGUUAAUGAUGAUGGAACUCCGAUUAACAAGGAUAGUAAGCUAAAGCAUGUUGAUAUAACUGGUGACAACAUGCGGGUCAUUGAUCUAGAUGCUUCCACACCUGCAACAAAUGCUGGAAAGCGCCCAAUCGUUAUGGUUGAAGAAUCUGGUGAAUAUGAUUGCUCCUCCUCCAAGGCUAUAGCCCCUCUUGAAAGUCUCAAGAUACCCAAGAUAGAGAAGCUCGAUUAG